AUGAUAGUGUUUAGACCUCCAAGUUCUCUUUGCACCAAAAAGACCAUUGUGAAUCCACACUGUGAAGGAAAUCUUCACCGAGCCAGCAGUGUUCCUGAGUAUGUCUACAACCUGCACUUGGUGGAAAAUGACUUUGCUGGCGGGCAUUCCCCGGCUCCUAAAACCUAUGACAGGCGAAAGUCAGGCAUAACCACGGCGUAUGAAGGUCGCUGGGGGAGAGGCACCGCGCAGUACAGCUCACAGAAGUCCGUGGAAGACAGGUCCCUGAGGCAGCCUCUGCGGAGACUGGAGAUCUCCCCCGACAGCAGCCCCGAGCGGGUCCGUUACUCGCACAGCGAGUACCAGUACGGCCAGCGGAGCCAGGCGGCGCACACGCUGCGGCACCGCGACACCCGGGCCUCCUGGCAUCAGAGCUCCUUCCACAGCACACACACGGCGAGGGAGAGGGACGCCGGGCCCAGUGUCGCCGUGGAUGCGGGCGGGAGGAGGACGCACCUGACCGCGGGCCAGGUGGCUGCAGGAAGCGGGACCGUGCUGGCGGAGAGAGCCGUUUUCACCGACGCCCAGCUCAGGAAUGCAGACCUGGAGAUGACCCUGGAGCGGGCUGUGAGUAUGCUCGAUGCAGACCACACACCACCCGCCAGGAUUUCCGUGGCAGCCACCUUCAUACAGCACGAGUGCUUCCAGAAAUCCGAAGCACGGAAAAGGGUCUAUCAGCUUCAAGGCAUCCCCAAGCUACUGCACCUCCUAAAAGUUCAGAAUGAAGAUAUUCAGAGAGCCGUGUGUGGGGCCUUGAGAAACUUGGUGUUUGAAGACAAUGACAACAAGUUGGAGGUAGCUGAACUCAAUGGGGUACCUCGGCUGCUGCAGGUGCUGAAGCAAACCAGAGACUUGGAGACUAAAAAACAAAUAACAGGUUUGCUGUGGAAUUUGUCCUCUAGUGACAAACUCAAGAAUCUCAUGAUAACAGAAGCCUUGAUUAUCCUGACUGAGAAUAUCAUCAUCCCCUAUUCGGGGUGGCCAGAAGGAGACUACCCCAAAGCGAAUGGUUUGCUCGAUUUUGAUAUAUUCUACAAUGUCACAGGAUGCCUAAGAAACAUGAGUUCAGCUGGUCCUGAUGGGAGGAAAGUGAUGAGACGGUGUGAUGGACUGAUUGAUUCGCUGGUCCAUUAUGUCAGAGGAACCAUUGCAGAUUACCAGCCAGACGACAAGGCCACGGAGAACUGUGUGUGCAUUCUUCAUAACCUCUCCUACCAGCUGGAGGCAGAGCUCCCAGAGAAAUAUUCCCAAAGUAACUAUAUUCAAAACCGGAAUAUCCAGAUGGACAACAACAAAAGUAUUGGGUGUUUUGGCAAUCGAAGCAGGAAAGUAAAAGAGCAAUACCAGGACAUGCCGAUGCUCGAAGAAAAGAGCAACCCCAAGGGUGUGGAGUGGCUGUGGCACUCCAUCGUGACCCGGAUGUAUUUGUCCUUGAUCGCCAAAAGUGGCCGAAGCUACACCCAGGAAGCAUCUUUGGGAGCUCUCCAGAAUCUCACGGCAGGAAGUGGCCCAAUGCCGAUGUCAGUGGCGCAGACUGUGGUCCAGAAGGAAAACGGCCUGCAGCACAUCCGGAAGAUGCUGCACGUUGGUGACCCAAGUGUGAAAAAGACCGCAGUCUCCCUGCUGAGGAAUCUGUCUCGGAACCUUUCCCUGUGCAAUGAAAUUGCCAAAGAAACUCUACCUGAUUUGGUUGCCAUAAUUCCUGACACAGUUCCAAGUACUGAGCUUCUCAUUGAAACUACAGCCUCUGCCUGUUACACAUUGAACAACUUAACCCAGAACAGUUACCAGAAUGCCCGGGACCUUCUAAACACUGGGGGCCUGCAGAAAAUUAUGACUAUCAGCGCAGGCGAUACCUGUGCCUCCAACAAGGCAAGCAAAGCCGCUUCUGUUCUCUUAUAUGCCCUGUGGACACACACGGAGCUCCACAAUGCCUACAAGAAGGCUCAGUUUAAGAAGACAGAUUUUGUCAACAGCCGGACUACCAAAGCCUACCACUCCCUUAAAGACUAAGGAAAGUGAAAAAGUGCUCUCAGAAAUACCAACCUCACCAUUCUCGGCCACAAAAAAAACCCCAAAGGAAAACACCUAUUUUUCUACUUCCCAGUCCAAGAAACCUCAGAAAUAAAGCAUGCCUUGUUUUUAUCCUUUUCUAUUUCCAUGGUCCCCCGAAUCCAGAAGACAAAUAAUCAGAAUAUGAUUUUAUUAGUCUUCCAGAAGAUUUUCACAAGUUUGCCACCAGAAGAUACUGGCAGCAGGCUCUAUUUACCCUCCACAGAUAGUGGUCUUUGGGAUUAGGGCUUAUGGCUCAUGCCCUCCUGGAACCGAAAUGUGAAUUCAUGUGGAAUGGACGUUGACAGAAUAAAUAAGGAAAGAAGCUGUUGUAGUAUUACUAGGAUUUUAAAAGUUUUAUCUACAUUUCCAUGUUUUGUCACUUAUAUGCACAUUGCUUCACCAGAGAGCCAUGCAUAUAUUGUCUGCAGUGUUGAAACAGAAUGGAAAAAACAAAUAUUUGCUAAGUUAUCCAGGAGAAAAUUUAAUGGCAAAACUGUUUUUUGUUUGUUUUUUUAUGACUUUGUGCUUGUUCUUAUCCUCUUGAAUUUUUUCUCUGACUUUAAAUGAACUUAAGAAGUUUAAAUCAUGGAGCAUGCAUGUCUAUAAGAAAAAAGAAUUGAAAGGUAGUGAUCAAGCAGAUUUAAAAUCUUUUCUACAGAAAAAGGAACUUUGGCUAUGAAAUUCAGUGUUUCCUCUAACCACUGAGUAAAUGAGAUUUUUGCUUAAGGAAAUACUUUACCUAUAACAACAGCAUUAAAUGCAAAUCUCUUCUGAACAGUAGCACUCAAUGUAAUCUAUUUCCUGGACUUUCUCAGCCUCUGCAGUGGGCUGGUGGAAGAAUGGACUCUAUAUUUAGCUACAAAAGGAACCAAGGUCUCUCAAACUGCAGGGCCAGCCCAGGGCUCUGAAAACACAGUUCAUUUAAAUGAGUUAGUUGUUAUCAACCAGCCCAAGUUUGCCCAACAUUUAAAAAAGAGCACAGAGCCACUAAGUCUCAUAAUCUUCCUCAAGCCAUUAUUUUAAGUAAAGGAAACUCUAGAGAAGAAAAAUAAAGACGUUAUAUUGAGGAUAAAGGGGUCUAGGCCACCCAGAAGUGAUAUGAGAAGUACUCAUAUGUAAAAGUUGACAACAUCGUCUAUUAGGGCGAAUCUGUAUUAAGUGUUAUUUUAACUGGACUCUGGUUUAUGCCAUUCAUAAAGAAGUAAUCUUCUCAACUACAAUUCUGUUUUGUUAUGUUUUUUUAAAAGAAAUCUGACAAUGUUUGUUAUAAGAAAUAAGAAGUAAAAAAUUCAUCUCCUUUUGUCCAGAAAAGUGUAAUAGAAAAUAAAUCCCCAUUUUCUAUUUGAA
Myotis brandtii (Brandt's bat) is the source of this 3441-nucleotide messenger RNA. RefSeq names its product plakophilin 2 (gene PKP2). Gene Ontology annotation, biological process: cell-cell junction assembly; intermediate filament bundle assembly; protein localization to plasma membrane. The transcript has 15 exons. Lineage: Eukaryota; Metazoa; Chordata; Mammalia; Chiroptera; Vespertilionidae. Gene Ontology annotation, cellular component: intercalated disc; intermediate filament; adherens junction. Gene Ontology annotation, molecular function: cadherin binding; protein kinase C binding; molecular adaptor activity. The record is from RefSeq and is a predicted model, not a curated record. The coding region runs from base 1 to 2052 and encodes 683 amino acids.